Messenger RNA from Cladocopium goreaui, 1103 nucleotides. The record is from the annotation of a GenBank genome assembly. Lineage: Eukaryota; Dinophyceae; Suessiales; Symbiodiniaceae.
AUGCUGUUGCAAUGGGAGGUUUCUAGCAUGCUUUUGCGCAGUGACAUCCGCAUACCUACACCCUGGGAGUGCCAAAGAUUGCAGCCCUCAUUUGCUUGCCGCAGCCAUGCAUCCAGCCGUUUCUGCUCCAGCCGGUCCUCUGUAGCUGCUACGGCCACUGCUGCAACAGUUCUUUCCCGCUGCCGGGGUCAAGGUCUCCGGUUGCGGACAUCGCAGAAGGUGGCGAUGGUCGCAAGGGGUGGCGAUGACGUUUUUGCAGAUCCCCCAAGGGAAUUGAGCCGUAGCACCAAGAAGCAGUUGCUGCCGAAACAUCACAUGAUGGUGGACGUGGCUGUGCUUGCCGCCAGCGACAGCGAGGAGGAUCUGCAACGAGAUGCCAAGGUCUUGUUGUCGCAGCCGCACAUCCGCUCCGUGGCAGUCUUCGAGCCACGCGGUGUGGGCUUGGAUGAGUCGAGGGCAGGGGUGCGGCAUGUGGCCGGGGACCCCAACCUGGAGAUCAUCUACAAGGAGAGUGGCCUCUCCUUCCGGCUGGACAUCUCCCAGCGCCUGAGUCGCUUCAGUCGCUGCCAGGGAGGACGUGGUGAACGGGAGCGCUUGGCGACGUUGGUAGCUCCCGGUGAGCGAGUCCUUAUCCUAGGCUCUGGCAUUGGCAUCACCGCCUGCGUCCUUGGUGCUCGGUCGGAGCCAGCGGAAGUUCUGGGCAUUGAGCGGGAUGAGGUGAAGAAUGAGUUUGCCGUGGCCAACAUAUGCGACAACAAGCUUCAAAGAACGGUGCGCAGCAUCGCUGGAGAUUUGUUGGACAUGUCCCAGCUAGGCAGCUUCAAUCGGAUUUGUGCCUUUCUGAAGUUCCAGCCGAUUGAAAACCUGCAGCCAUUGAUGGGAGCCUUGAUGCCCGGAGGCACGCUGCACUACUACAACCACGAGUCCAAGGAGGAGUUCAGCCAGGAGCCCAGUGCGGUGCUGGAGGCUUUCAGGGCCCUGGCUGCAGGGCAUCCGCAUCUCCAGGGCGAGGUGCGUCUGACGUGGCGCGGCAAGGUGCCGCGGAAGUCCAUCGCGCCCAAGUUUUAUCGCGUGGGGAUGGAUCUCAAGAUUUCAUAAAGAUG